Molecule: messenger RNA, 3252 nt
Organism: Nerophis ophidion (straightnose pipefish)
Lineage: Eukaryota; Metazoa; Chordata; Actinopteri; Syngnathiformes; Syngnathidae
Gene: slc22a3
Product: solute carrier family 22 member 3
Exons: 12
Coding region: 1032-2651 (539 amino acids)
Biological process (GO): transmembrane transport
Cellular component (GO): membrane
Molecular function (GO): transmembrane transporter activity
Source: RefSeq, a predicted model, not a curated record
AGAUCCUCUAUAUAACAGGAGUGCUGUUGUUUUUUUUAGGAACAGUUGCAGAAAAUCGAGUCAAAGAUCCUCUAUAUGACAGGAGUGCUGUUGUUUUAUUAGGAACAGUUGCAGAAAAUCGAGUCAAAGAUCCUCUAUAUGACUGGAGUGCUCAUGUCUUUAAGAACCUACUGCAUUAAAACCCCAGUCAAAGAUCAUCUAUAUAACAGGAGUGCUGCUUCUACGCAAAAAAAGUGCAUGCACUGCUGAGCUCUUUUUACAAGAGGUCCGGGAGGGACCAGGUCAUAUUGUCAGUUCUCUGCACUCCCAGGAACUCGGUGCUGCUUACCAUCUCCACUGCUGUGCCGGUGGAAACGGUAUACCGGUACGGUACCAGUACUAUACUAGUACCGGGAUUUUCAGGUUCAAACACUGAUGACAACUAUUAAACAAGACAAGAAGCAAGGAAUUAAACAGAGAUAGAAUUUAAUUUGGCUCAAUUAAGGAGAAACAUCUGGACUGUACUCUUUAGUCCCAACACGCCUCCUCUUUUAUUUGGACUUUCCCUGAUUAACAGUUGUUUCUAAGGGAAGGGGGGUCAUAAACAGCCGUUGCCUUUGGUUACAAAACUGUUCAAAGAAAAGCUGCCUGGAGGGGGGGUCAGGCCCUGCUUCCUCUCUGUUUUGUAGAUCUCAGGUCAAGACAAAAUUGUCCUGUGGAUCACUAUAGGAGAAAGAAACCGACGCCUUCAUGUCGCUUCCCAACCUGCACAGUGGAGUUUUACAAGCCGUUUGACAGUGUGCGGCCCUGAGUGGAAAAAGUUUGGACACCCCUGCUGUAAGACAACUGCUGUCAAUUUACUGGUCCUGGAAUAAAAAAUGUUUGAGAAAAGACUCUGCAAAAAAAAAAAAAACAACAACAUAUUCUAAGAAGGCUCCUUUCCAAGUGAGGACCAGUGAACUCAAGUCUGAUAAGGACUGAUCAGGACUUUGAGCCCCCGAUUGUUUCCUAGCAAACAGUCGUCUCCUCAGACUUCAGGACUUUGGGCCGCGAUGGCGGACGUGAACGAGCUCAUGGCGCACGUUGGAGACUUCGGGCCGUUCCAGAAGCGACUGGUGGCGCUGGGCUCGCUGCUCUUGAUCCCCUUCGCCUUCGUCCUGGUGGGUGUGGUGUUCUUAGGGCAGACGCCGGAUCACUGGUGCGCGGGCCCGACGGCCGAGAUCCUGCGGGAAGCGUGCGGCUGGACUGAGGCCCAGGUCAGGCGGGUCACCGUGCCGCUCUCGGGGACGUCCUUCAGCCGCUGCGAGAGGUUCCACUUCAACCGGAGCGCCAGCCAGGACCGGUGCGGUGACGAGGACUGGCUGCCGUCCAACCGGACCCUGGUGGUACCGUGUGAGGGAACAUGGAGCUUUGAUCAAAGUCACAGCACUUUUGUCACGGAGUUCUCCUUGGUGUGUGAGAGAUCCUGGUUGGCGGACCUGAAUCAAGUCAUCCUGGCAAGCGGACUCUUCGUUGGAGCGUUCAUCACCGGCUUCAUGGCAGACAGGUUCGGCAGGAAGCCGUGUUUUAUCGCCUUCACGGUCUGCCUCAGCCUGGCCGGGGUGGCUGUGGCGCUGUCGCCAUGGUACCCGCUGCUGCUGGCAUUCCGCUUCCUGCAGGGCUUCUUCGCCAAGGGCGCAUUGACGGCAUGUUACGUCCUCAUGUUUGAAUUCUUCAGCUCCAACAACAGGAAGUUUGUGUCCUUGGUGUGUCGGACGUCCUACUCCGUCGGCAUGGCGGUCCUGCCCGGCCUGGCCUACUUUGUGUCCUCCUGGAGGACUCUGCAACUUGUCAUCAGUGCACCUUGCUUCCUCUUCAUCUCCUACUACUGGCUAGUUCCAGAAUCCCCACGCUGGCUUUUUGCUCAAAAGAGGACCUCGGAGGCCAUGAAGACCGCGUCGGACAUCGCCAAGCGCAACGGACGAAGUCUGCCGCAAAACUUCCAAGAGAUCGUUCCUCUGGACGAGGAGAAAGAAGUCCAUCCUGUAUCGGUCCUGGACUUGGUGAGGACACCUUUGAUCAGGAGAAACACUCUCAUUCUCACCUACGCCUGGUUCACAAGCAGCAUUGUGUUCCAUGGCCUGGUUUUACGCCUGGGAAUAACAGGUGAUGACCAUUUCUUGGACUUCUUCAUCUCCGCGCUGGUGGAACUUCCUACGGGCCUCAUUUUCUACCUUCUGGUUGACAGAAUUGGUCGACGCUCACUGAUGACCGCCACCAACUUAACCGGAGGCCUCGCCUGCCUCGUAGUGCCCUUUGUCCCCUCCGAUUUGUCCUGGUUGAAAAAGGCCAUCGUGAAUAUCGGGAGGCUUGCCAUCGCUGUCGGAUUCGAGACAGUCAACUUCGCAAACACAGAGAUGUACCCGACUACUCUGAGAAACGUGGGUGUGUCCGUGUGUUCGUCGGCCAGCGACGCCGGAGUCAUUGUGGCCCCGUUGCUGCUCUACAGGCUCUCAAAAAUCUGGCAGGAGCUGCCACUUCUGGUCUUUGGAGUUAUGUCGGUGGUUUACAGCGGCUUGGUGAGAUUGCUGCCUGAGAUGAAGGGAGUCGCCCUGCCAGAGACCGUCGACGAUAUGGAGAACCUCAGACGGAAACAGAACCAACACAAGCACACAAGCGACGUAUCCACGUGAUGAGAUUUCUGCUCUUUUCCAUAUUCAAGGUGACCAUGUCCUCAGUACUCCUGGGGUCUGCAUGUUGGAGAUGUGUCGAACAUGCAGGAAGUUAUGGAAUUAUUAGCAGUCUGUCUGUAAGUCAGUCAUAUAGGAAAACUACUUCAAAAACUUAUGGGCUGACUUCAUGAAACUUUCAGGAAAUGUGAUGUUUCCAAUUGUUGCUAUGGUGAUUGCCCUAGGCUAAAUUUAGGCCCUAAAAUGGAUUUAAUCGGAGCCUCUUAUUAUUACAUUUUAAGCACUUUUUAUUCGUAGGAAACAAUUUUUAUACUAUUUCUAUUUAAUUAAAUUUUUCUUAUUUGAUUUUUUUUUGGACUAAAGAAGAGAUUAUUACAUUUUGGGGCCGAUCCGGAUCAUAUACACAAUGUAACUUUAAAGGGGAACUGCACUUUUUUUUUUGUAAAUUUGCCUAUUGUUCACAAUCAUUAUGAGAAACCAAAACACAUCUUUUCUUAAUUUUUUUUUAAAUGAUUUUAAAAAUGAUUAAUAAAAACACUUGAAAUAUGCAGCUAGUGGGAGACACCGUUGUAGCCUUCAAAGCCCGCCAAAACAAUAAAUAAAA